Messenger RNA from Ceratitis capitata (Mediterranean fruit fly), 796 nucleotides. RefSeq lists its product as uncharacterized. The transcript is spliced from 2 exons. The coding region runs from base 241 to 684 and encodes 147 amino acids. The record is from RefSeq and is a predicted model, not a curated record. NCBI's taxonomy places the organism in Eukaryota, Metazoa, Arthropoda, Insecta, Diptera, Tephritidae.
ACAGAGAAAAAGAAAAAGAAAUUCCAAAUUUCCACAAAAUAAUUUUUAAAAUUUAUUUAUAUUUGGAUUUCAAAAUUUUUCUUCGAAGGCGCAAGAAAACUGUGCUGUGACAGGUCUGAGGAUUCACUGGAGCAAAAGUUUUAUGACACGGCUGUGGGGAACGGUGCUGUGCAUACAUAAGAGACAAAUUUGUCUGCUUCCUGUGGAGCCAGACUCUGAUAUCUCUCGUUCUCUCUAGAGAUGGGAAACUUGUACACUAAAGUUUGGUCCAAUAAAAAGAAAGAGUCCAAAAUGUAUGUGAAACCGGUGUCGAAGGAAACUGUGUUGAAAGCUGUGGAGGACAUACAAAAUCUCACACCCGAGCAAGUGGAGGCGCAAUUCGAGAACGUCUGUCGUGAAUCUCAGAAAGAGCUGAACGGCCUAACGCACAAUCCUUGUGGUCGUCUGUCGCUGCGCAUCAAGCAUUGUUUAGAUGAAAAUGUUCAGCAAAUGUCGAAGUGCUUCGCCGAGAUGGAUGCUUAUAAAAGUUGUGUCAAUGAUAUGGUGUCCAAGAAGAUAGCGCGUGUAAUUGGGUCGUUGGACAAUAUCGACAAGGAGGUCGAGUUGGAGGGCAAGCAAAGUGAUAGAGAGCUAAGUCGAAAGCCGCCACGGCAAGGGGAAGAGGGCAGGAAUAGCUGUGCAUAAAAUUUCGUAGAGUGAGGGAAUGAAAUCUGGAUAUUUGAAGAUGUGUUUAUUUUGUCCAUUUGGUUUUUUAUUUUUUAUUCCUAUUUUUGCAAAAAACCUUCUUUUUAUUUAA